UUAGCAGUAGCAGCAGCAGCAGUUGCUGCUACAACAGCAACAUCGGCAGCAGCAGCAACUGCAACUAAAGCAAUAACAAUCAAUGGGCCCCAAACGACAUGGCGACGUCAACGAGGCUGCACACCAGCAACACCAAAAAUGCAGCAGCAACAGCAACAGCAGCUGCAGCUGCAACAGCAACAAUCGCACUUGCAACGCCUGAAGGCGGCCGGUUGCCUGGGGUCGUGGCUGCCAUCAAUGACGUCGAUGUGGCUGCCAACCGACUUUCUUGCCCAACUGCUUUUGGCCCUCUGCCUGCUGGGCUGCCUCAGCCCCUUUACAGCUGCACUCGAGGAGGACUGCGUUGACUUUCAGGGCAACAAGGUGAACCACGGAAUGCUGUACGUGCCGGGACCCGGGGUCUGCAGCCUCUGCGUCUGCUACCACUCCGAACCACUCUGGUGCAAGGCCAUCUACUGUGAUCCGCCCUACUUUUGCAAAAACUUUCGUGUUGGCGAGCGAUGCUGUGAGUUCGAAUGCUUGGAUCCGCCCGGCGAGGACAAACUGUACCAGGAACGAAUGCGAAAGAGGGCCGAGAUAUUGGCCGGGAACAGUACAGCCUCGAAUGUGCAACUGGCCCCGAUAGCCAUGUCCACCAUAAUGCUGGGAUUCCUGGGCAACAGCUUCCUCAACUUAUAACUUGAAGUCCAAUAGCAAGAGAUGGAGAUGAAUCUAAUGAAUCAAUGGCGAAGCUAAGCGAAGCGAAGUUAGAACCUCCUCAUUUUUGUUGCUCCUAAAGCGUAGGACUCUCUCGAAAAUUAUUACAGUGUAAUAAGUUAAGCAAACAAAAACCAUGCCAGAUAUUUGUAGUGAUAUGUCUGAGCAUUAAUCUAGAGGAUGCAAAGGCAUCGUGCCAUCGAUGCGUAGGUUUUCACUUAUAUCCCCAGACUUAUAAUAGGUACAAUAAUAAUUUCAAAGGUUAUGGCGACGGCAAGAACAGUUAGGGCACCUCGAAUACUUUCAAUGUGAUCCGAAUCCGAGUUCGAAUUCGAAUCCGAAUCGAAUCGAGUCGGUAGAGCCAGAUAUAGCAGAUAUAGCAUAUACAUUUACAUCUACCUAAGUGUACAUGGGUAAGCAACACCAAGAAACCAGAACAAACUCAUCAAGCAAACGUAUAAGACAGUCUCUAGCUCCUAAGACUCUAUAGUAAACAAAAUAUAUAUAUACAGAUGUGGAAAUCUACGUAAGCAUAUAUUGUACAUAAGAGUAUAUAGCUCUUUGUAUCGGAUCUAAAAUUGUUGAUUAGUGUUUAGCUAACUGAAUGAAGGCGACUUCGGCUAGGAAGAUAGGUUUUUUUAAUCCAAUUAAAAUGUUCACCACGAGUACACCACAGUUCACCACAUUAGAUCCUGCUCCCAGUAGAUUUUCUUUAAGAGCUGAUAAACUCUGAAAACUGUUUAGAUUAAUUUUAAAAUUAAAUUUUUUUUUUUUAAAUUAAACAAAAAUAUAAUCUGAUUUAUGGCCAUUUAAGUCUAAGCAAUAAGAAAUCGUUCAAAACGAUAUUCAUUCUUGGGGAAUGUCAGCUCUACUUUCUUGUUCUAUUUUUCUAACCACACCAAACACGUUAAAUACUUAUAAAUAUGAGGGUAAAGUAAGGGCAGUUCGAUAGAAAAUCUCGAUCUUAGUAAAAGGUAGUAAAUAACACAUAUCUUGGCAACAUUUUUUCCAAAAUAUUAUAACAGACACAAAACGGACACGAAUGAAUCAGAAA
Drosophila takahashii is the source of this 1750-nucleotide messenger RNA. RefSeq lists its product as uncharacterized. The record is from RefSeq and is a predicted model, not a curated record. Gene Ontology annotation, cellular component: membrane. NCBI's taxonomy places the organism in Eukaryota, Metazoa, Arthropoda, Insecta, Diptera, Drosophilidae.